Molecule: messenger RNA, 1963 nt
Organism: Ostrea edulis (European flat oyster)
Lineage: Eukaryota; Metazoa; Mollusca; Bivalvia; Ostreida; Ostreidae
Exons: 9
Coding region: 349-1890 (513 amino acids)
Cellular component (GO): membrane
Molecular function (GO): FAD binding; D-arabinono-1,4-lactone oxidase activity
Source: RefSeq, a predicted model, not a curated record
CUGACAGGUAAAAAUGCCUGCAAGGGGAUAAAGACUUUGGUUGAUGUCUUGAAGUUUGAAGAUAUUUAAGGAGGGAGGAUUGUAGCGGUCUUUAAACCGGGUUUGAUCGCCGGUGGACAGAUAUCUUGUGACACAUACCGUGCCGAUAAAGUUUCUUCAAUCAGGGGAAGGAUCAGAAUAGAACAUUUACCCCGUAUUGCGCUGUGUGUCGCUGUCUAUAAUAACUGAAUGACGAUGUGAAGUUCUGUUGAGAUACAAAUGGAGUUUUAUCAUUUUGUUUCAUGGAUUUAUCUGAAUAAAUAGAAUCCAACAUUUUCGAAAAAACAAAAGCGAGAACCAGAAAAUCGUAUGUCGAAAUUUUCUGAUACAGAAAAGAAAGACAACGAGGAACUCCUGAAGCGUCUGCAGGAACGAAUCGGACACAGUCCCAGGCUGACCAUCGAACAGUUCGAAAAUUGGGCAGGAACAUGUAUUGCUGACGUAAUUUCAUGCUGGCCUACAUCAAAGGAGGAAAUACGAAAAGUUAUCACAGCUGCUAAAGAAGAGGGUGUGAAGAUACGUUGUGCUGGUUCGCGACAUAGCUGGGCACCAGUUUUCAGCGAUGACUGCCAGAUAUUGAUGCAGCUUGGUAAACUUCGCAGCGAUUAUGGACAUGGGGCCAAAAUUAGAAUAUCAAAUCGCUCUCGUAAUGAAGUCGAUGUAAUGGCGGGAGUGACAACGGGAGAGUUGAGAGAUUUUCAAGUAAAAAACAAACUUCAUCUUCCCGCUAAUGUCAUCAUUGAUACUGUCACUGUGGUUGGCGUUACGAGUGCUGGGUGUCACGGUUCGGGUCGGUAUGCCAAAAGUGUAAGUGACUACAUUGUGAAAAUGCGAGUGUUCGAUUGUGAUGGAGAGCUCCGGACCUAUACAGCAGAGGACCAGGCCAUGUUCAGAGCAGUGAUGGCGGGCUUUGGGUGCUUUGGGGUGGUGUACGACAUUACAUUCAAGAUGGAGCCCGAAAUUCUGGUAAAGACGGAAAACUUGUACUAUAACCUAGGAGAAGUUUUCUACAGUGUCGAGAAAAUAAAGUCAAUCGUGGAAAACAACUGGUCCGUCAAUAUUCUGUGGUUUCCGUACAACUCCCUAGGCAUCGGCGACUACAACCCCAAGAAUGAUGACUUGUGGGUACGCCUGACGAACAGAGCGCCCUCUGACGUGGAUUGCGAAGACUGGGACUUCUACACCUGGCGGGACACCAAGGACUACAUCACCCAGAGUUCCCUGUCCUCCAUUUUCUCUCUGUUAGCUGAAGAGCCAAGCCUUGUACCGUAUUACUCAUGGAGUGCGUUUAAAUGUUUGAAGUAUGUGUUGUAUCCUAGUGGCGAGCUCUACCAAGAGCACCCCCACGCUGUACAUUUCAGGAAACAUAUUGCCAUGGCCCCGGUUUACGACUUGGAGUUCAUUUUUGAUUACGAUGACGACUACGAAAAGCUACUACAGAUUAUAGACGUAGUGGUGAAGAGGGUGGACCAUUACGAGGAAAAAGACGAGUACCCGCUAACCAACGUGGAGAUCCGCUUUAUGUCUUACAGUGAUGCGUACUUGGGGUCUGGAGUCCUCGCCAAUCCUGCAACCGGGGGUUCCGGUCACGUGAUUUGUAUAGAAAUCAUCGGUUGCCCCGGGUCAAAGGGGUGGGAGAAAUUCAGCACAGAGAUUGGGGAGGAGUGGAUGGCCCUAGGAGGGGUGCCCCACCUGGCCAAACAAUGGUGUGAACUGCCUGGGAUCUACAAGCAUAUCCAGGAAAAAAUGAAUGGGUGUUUUAAAUCCUUCAAGACACAACUACAGAAAUCUGGCGCGGAUCCCAGUGGCAUGUUUCUGAAUGAAGAUAUGAAAAAACUCCUGGCCAUGUGAGAAUCUGGACGUCCUCAUUUUCUUUCUUUUAUGAAAUAUUUAUCUUUAAUAAACAUGUUUUUAAUCUCACAUA